Oryzias latipes (Japanese medaka) is the source of this 1183-nucleotide messenger RNA. It is a transcript of the gene cenpq, whose product is annotated as centromere protein Q. The record is from RefSeq and is a predicted model, not a curated record. Lineage: Eukaryota; Metazoa; Chordata; Actinopteri; Beloniformes; Adrianichthyidae. Gene Ontology annotation, cellular component: nucleus.
CAUAGACCGGGAAAAUCUUGUAGUCACUUUACGCAUGCGCAAUGGGAAUAACCGAAACAGCGCGAAACCUAAACAAGUCGGUGGGAACCCUGAUAUGUUUUGCAAACAUGAAGCCUGUGCGAGGCUCAAAACGAUCGCCCACUUUAAAGAAGAAACGAGCCGAACCUCGAAAAGUAACCCCGAAUCAGGACGAAGAACAAAGUGACGGCAACCAAAACAAACCCGCUCAUCAACAAGUGGCUAAAAAAAGGAAAGGUUCAGUCCGGAAGAAGAAAGGAGUCCCGGACAGCUGGGUGCUGAUGCCGAGCUCCUCCAUCAGUGCUGUGGAGAACAUCCUGGACCUGUCAAUACUAGCAACUCUUGCUUUAAGAGCUCCAGACAAGAAGGAGAGUCAGACGCAUCUGAACACUCUGAAAACCAAGUUUUUAUCCGAGUGUGCUCAGCUCAAAGUACCGAAGACGAAGCAGAAACAUACGGUGCAUUUGUCUCUUCGUCACCAAGAGGAGAGCAAAAAGUCACUGAUGGGCCAAAAGACUCUCAGCUUGCUUAAGGAAGACUUGAAGAGUGUUGUCAACGCGCUGCAGAAGGUCGAAGAACGGACGGUGUCGCUGGAGCACGCAUGCAGUUCCUUAAGAGAAGAGCUGGAAGAGGAAGAAGAGAAAGCCAAAGAGAUUUUACAAAUAGCAGACCGCUCCGUUCUCAAACUUCCUCCUGUUCCAUCAGUCACAGAGGAGGACGCCUUAGAAUCUCGCUUGAGGAAGAUCAUACCGGCCAACAGUUUGGAGUCCACUGCUCGCAAACUGGGAGCAGUCCUGCAGAAACCUAAAGCCAACCAGGAGGCACAGAUGCUGCUCACACAAGCUCAGAAAAGUGCUGAGCUGCUCUUUAACCCUCUGCACAAAGAUGGAUGAAGUUCGUGCUAAAGAAAAGCCACUAAUGCUGAAAUGGCUCCUACAUUUUUUGCUUAAAUAGACAGGAUUUCUGUUAUCUCUCUGAAUGUCUGUGUUUUGCUGUGGCGAAUGUUCUUUCAAAACCAUUUCCCUUUUCUUUUUUUUUCACUAGAACUCACCACAUUAUCAUUUCCUUUUUGUCCUUUUCUGUUGAAUUCCCCUCUGAGAGCUGUAACCAGUCUGCAGUUCAAAAUAAAACAUACCUUUUGUGCAGUUUGGUGGACCAAAACCCA